Molecule: messenger RNA, 1071 nt
Organism: Neomonachus schauinslandi (Hawaiian monk seal)
Lineage: Eukaryota; Metazoa; Chordata; Mammalia; Carnivora; Phocidae
Gene: HCAR1
Product: hydroxycarboxylic acid receptor 1
Exons: 1
Coding region: 1-1014 (337 amino acids)
Biological process (GO): G protein-coupled receptor signaling pathway
Cellular component (GO): membrane
Molecular function (GO): G protein-coupled receptor activity
Source: RefSeq, a predicted model, not a curated record
AUGGACAACGGGUCGUGCUGCCUCAUCGAGGGGGACCCCAUCUCCCAGGUGAUGCCGCCGCUGCUGAUCCUGGCCUUUGUGCUUGGCGCGCUGGGCAAUGGUGUCGCCCUGUGUGGUUUCUGCUUUCACAUGAAGACCUGGAAGCCGAGCACUAUUUACCUUUUUAACCUAGCUGUGGCCGACUUCCUUCUCAUGAUCUGCCUGCCCUUCCGGACAGACUACUACUGGAGACAUAGGCAAUGGGCCUUCGAGGACAUUCCCUGUCGGGUGGCCCUCUUCAUGCUGGCCAUGAACAGGGCGGGGAGCAUCAUCUUCCUCACAGUGGUGGCCGUGGACAGGUACUUCAAAGUGGUCCACCCCCACCACAUGGUGAACACCAUCUCCAACCGGACUGCGGCUGGCAUCGUCUGUGCCCUUUGGACCAUGGUCAUCCUGGGGACUCUCUAUCUUUUGAUGGAGAACCAUCUUUGUGUGCAUGAGAAGACCAUAUCUUGCGAGAGUUUCAUCAUGGAGUCGGCCAACGGCUGGCACGACAUCAUGUUCCAGCUCGAGUUCUUCCUGCCCCUCGGCAUCAUCCUGUUUUGCUCCUUCAAGAUCGUUUGGAGCCUGAAGCAGAGGCGGCAGCUGGCCAGGCAGACUCGGAUGAAGAAGGCUACCCGGUUCAUCAUGGUGGUGGCCGUUGUGUUCGUCACGUGCUACCUGCCCAGCGUGUCGGCCAGACUCUAUUUCCUCUGGACGGUGCCCUCGAGCGCCUGUGACCCCUCGGUCCAUGUAGCCCUCCAUGUCACCCUCAGCUUCACUUACAUGAACAGCAUGCUGGACCCCCUGGUGUAUUAUUUUUCGAGUCCCUCGUUCCCCAGAUUCUACACCAAGCUCAAAAUCUGCAGUUUGAGACCUAAGAGUCCAGGACGCCCCAAGACCCAGAGGCCGGAAGAGAUGGCAAUUCCAAACCUCUGUCACAAGAGUUGUGUCAGCAUGGCAAAUGGCUUCCAGAGCCAGCCCGACAUGCAGUAGGAUCUCCAACUGUGCCGAAUGGUGCUGAAACAGGCAGACAAAACCAAGGAGGACAGA